GCCCUGUCAAUAGAGGAAAAACAGAGGAUAAUCUGCUUUGUUUACAGCCAUCCUGUGUGGCAAUUUGUGAAAAGUUUUUCUCACUUGAGUCUGCAAAGCUGAAUUCCUCCCCGCCAGAGACCACGGAAGCCGCAAUCUCAUCGGGCGGCGAUAGCAAAGGCCGCGUCCACUACCAUUACUACCGCAAGAUGAACUCGAUGCCGAACCAUGCGGACUUUAUGGAGCUGGGUACAAUCCACCAGCACCAGCCCACCUGCAAGCAGCACUGCUUCGUGUUCACCGAGAUUGCGGACAUAGAUCUACCACCGGAGAUCACCAAGUACCCGGAGAAGAUCAAGAAUGGUAGCAUUCACUCGUACAAGAAGGACAGCAUGUCGCCACCACCGCCGAAGGUGCCAAACACCAGGCGCUCGAGGAAGAUAAUCGCUGCGGUUUCUGCGUUGUUGGUUUGCAUUGCACUGGCAGCUGGCAUCCCGCUGGGACUUCAGCUAAGAUCUUCCUCACUGCUGGAAGCUCGAUUAGCUUUCAUCCGGCGACUUCUGGUGGAGUCACCACUGGUAGAAGGUUACUGGGCACCACAAAUGGGCGCGAAUUUCAGCAAGAGCUACGCCGAGAUCAAGAACAGUAUGGUGGGGGCUUUGCUGUGGCCCAUUUCAGUUCCCUGUGCCGCGCAAUAUCUGGACGCCGUACAGCUGACGUUGGAAGGUAUCGACGAUGCUAGGAGGAUGGUUAAGAAAAAUCCCGAUAUGGUUAUUGUGGAAAGUGCAGAUGCCAUGGAGCAAGCCCACACCGAUGGUAAGUUGGCGAUACUAUUUGGGCUGGAAGGUGGCCACACGCUGGGAUCGAGUUUGGCCGUGCUUCGUUCGAUGUAUUCACUUGGUGCUAGAUUCGUAUCGUUAACUGGGAUAGGCUGCACAACUCCAUGGGCUAGUGCAUCCAUUAGAACGGAUUUCUUCGAUGAAAAUCUUCCAUCCACGUUGACCAAUUUUGGUGAGGUUGUUAUUCAGGAAAUGAAUCGCCUCGGCAUGCUGGUCGAGAUUUCACGACUCUCCGAACCUGCAAUGAUGGUGGCGCUGAAUGUCGCCAAAGCACCUCUGCUACUGUCAAAUGCACUUCCUUCCUCGAUGGCUUGUAAUGGCUCGACCGCAGCUGUACCGGAUCAUAUAAUGAGCGCCCUCUCGCAAAACGGAGGAGUUCUCAUGUUGAACGUUGAACGAUGUGGCGAUAAACCGAUGACUCUGAAGGACGCCAUUACUGCCAUCAACUACAUUCGGGUAAUCGCAGGGGUUGACCACUUGGGACUGAGUGGCUCACCGAAGAACUACCCUCUGCUGCUAGCGGAGUUGGCUCGAGAUAGAUUGUGGGGCUCGGCUGCAAUCAAGAAGUUGGUUGGGGGAAACAUUGUUCGAGUACUGAGAGAGGUUGAAAUGAACAAGAAUCGUCUUCCCCUGUCUGAAGACUGGAUACCGCUUGAGGCUGUCGAAGGGAAUGCGUACUGUCGUUAUCCGGAAACGUAAAUCAGUCACGUAUCAAAUAUCUAACUCUAUCGAGUGGCACGCACAUUGCAUCCGGCGGAUCUGAUACGAUACGAUUAAUCUGACAGUCUAACAAUAGAUCUAGCUGUCACUUUGCCGCAACGGAUCAAAUCUGCCACCAUAAAACUGAAAAAAAAAGUUUUUCCAAUCGAGCAAAGCAGUGAAUUUUGACGGUUCGAUAGGGUUCGAUUGGAACAAUUUUUGACAGACGUUCAUACUUUUACUUAGUCUGUAUCCCAAUUGGUGAGUUAAAUUUAACUCGUGGCGUGGUUAAAAGUGACAUGGGAAGUUAUCGAAUAACCGUGCUAUCUAUAGCCGGGGCCGGUGGUGUAGUAGUAAACGUAAAAGCUUUCUCACCCCAAUGGGUCUGCGUUCAAUCCCAGCCGAGGUUGGUGGAAGUUUUACUGAGGCAUAAAAAUCUCUGGUCACGUCUUCGUUCGGAAGGGAAGUAAAACCGUUGGUCCUGGCCCAUGUGUUUUGAAUGGGUGUGGUAGCUGCCUUCCUGCACAUUCCAUUACCGUCAAUGGAUGGCAAUCGAUGUCUCCGGUGAUUGGCACUAGUUUGCGGAACAGAGACCGACGUUAAAUAAAAGGAAUGAAGAAGAAGAACCUUGAUAUCCGACCGUGGUUAUUUCUGACAGA
Ochlerotatus camptorhynchus is the source of this 2176-nucleotide messenger RNA. RefSeq names its product dipeptidase 3. Bases 189 to 1517 code for a protein of 442 amino acids. The record is from RefSeq and is a predicted model, not a curated record. The transcript is spliced from 4 exons. NCBI's taxonomy places the organism in Eukaryota, Metazoa, Arthropoda, Insecta, Diptera, Culicidae. Gene Ontology annotation, molecular function: metallodipeptidase activity. Gene Ontology annotation, biological process: proteolysis.